AAACAACCAAGUCUGGCUUACCAGCAAACAGAAGUUGUCCGCCCAGAGCCAUUUGUCUUCAGGUACAAUCUUCCCCAGCCAGGGUGACUGGUAGAUUGCCUCUUUGGCUGAGACACUGAUGUCCGCCACGGCAGGAUUGGACAAGGCAAAAGGCACGCUGAUCCACUGAUGUUAAUUCAGAGGUGAUGGUGAUGGGGAGAGCAGCCUCCACUAAAGUAGAGAGGUACACAUUGACACACAAGUCUCAGCGCUAUAAGAGGACUCUCCAUCGGCCGGUGGGAACCAUCAUGACCCGCAGCAGGUUGAGGUGCUGCGGAGACUUCUUCCACAAAAUCCCCUCAGAGGUGUUUCACAUGAUCCUGGACAAACUGUCCGUGAAGGAGAUCAGUGUGUUCAGCAUGGUGUCAAAGGAAAUCACCAGUUGUGUCGUGGACUAUGUUAACACAUUGUCGUGGAAGAAUAAAAUGAUCAUCCGAAGCUUUCAUCAGUCCACGUGCCGUGAGCAGACAACCACUAUUGAACACUACAGAGACCUGGGUUUGUUGUUCAAGAGAUGUACCCUGUUGCUACCAACAAAGGACAGGUUAAAGUUUAUCUUCAGCAAGUUUUCACAGAUCCCCUGCUUCAUGUUAGAGCAGUGCUCAGCACCAGACUGCAUUGGCUUCUCCAGCUAUGGAGUCUUCCUUCAGACACUAAUCGCAGGUUGGGAUGAGCUUGAGUGCCACAGAGUGUUCAUUUUCCUGUGUGAUCUCACAAACCUGCAGCAAAUAACUGAGUCAGUCAUCACUGGAAAACCAGGGGCGAGGUGGUACCAGGAGCUGCAGCUCCGUCUUUUCUGCCGUCAGGUUCUUUUGGACCCCUGGCCAAAUCGUCCAGAAUGUCAGUUCUGGUUAAUGCAGCUCUUGAAGCCUUGGGCGAUGGUCAGCCAGGCACGCUUACUGUUCAUCCUGUAUGGACCCCUACUGCCUGAGGGCACCAUCGGUUGGCAGGAUCUAGUGGACAGGGGGCUUCCUCACAGUGCUCUAUGGGACCUGGCCAGAGCCAUGCUUCUGCUGUUCAGCAAAGUAGAAGUCAAAGGCUGGACCGCUGACUCGUUGCUGGCAAUCUUGGAGGAGCUCAUUGUUAUUCCUGAGCCCUGGCAUGUGGAGAAUGUGGCUCGUCUCUUGGUGCUGUGUGGCAGCAGUCUCUGCUACUCUGUUCUGGCCAGCAAGGCCCUGAACGGUCGAAUCCUUGAGAUUUCAAGACUCAUCGUCAACAUCAUACUGGUGUGUGAGAAGGACGGCUAUCACAUGAGCUGGGCGGUGAAGUUAGUGCAGCAGAUCUGUAAGGUCUUCAACACGGCUCCUGAAAAGUUCUGCUUCAUCCAGCAUCUGGAGAGCAUGUUUUCCGAGGUCACCAGGGAGUUCUUUGAGAUUAUUGUUGCAGGAAACCAUUUUGAAGACAGGGAGACUUUCCAGACUUUGUGUAUCCUCCUGGACUCCAGCGCUCGCUUCCACACUAAAUUCCUCUACAUGUUCCUCAAGUAG
Molecule: messenger RNA, 1526 nt
Organism: Scomber japonicus (chub mackerel)
Lineage: Eukaryota; Metazoa; Chordata; Actinopteri; Scombriformes; Scombridae
Product: F-box only protein 47-like
Exons: 12
Coding region: 186-1526 (446 amino acids)
Molecular function (GO): protein binding
Source: RefSeq, a predicted model, not a curated record